CUCCGGGACAUCAGGGGAGGCACGAGUUCGCUCUAGGAGUAAUCAGUUUCGGACUCGUAGUGGAACCAAGCGCUUGGGUCCCCGAUGCUGCACAAAUCACGGCGACCCCCGGUGGAGAUGAAGGCUGACUCCGAUUGGCUCUGAUUUUUAAAAGCCCUUUUCAUUCAGGAGGUUGCCCAUUAUCAACAUGGCUGAGCCUUCGGCCCCAGUACCCUCUGCAAAAAUGGCGUCACUUAGCCGGGUUCGAGCUCUGACGAUGAUUUUCUUAACUGUCAGCGGUUGUUUGGUCACCUCGACAAGUGGCAAGGAAGGCGGGGUAGAGUCGGACACGGUUAUCAUCGGGCUCCGGUUGGAGGACACGGACGACAUUUCCUUUAUGGAUAGGGGCUAUCUACGGGUGAGUGAACGGUCUCGUGUCAAAUUGAGGGUCUACGGGCAAAACAUAAACAACGAGACCUGGUCCAAAAUUGCAUUUACGGAACACGAGCAGAUCCGACCAGUCGGGGACAUCGACAGCUUAUCGGGGGACAACGGGAGCAAAGAGGAUACAUCCGCGCAUCCCUGCGGUAUCAGGACCUCGGAUAUAAUCAUCUUGCCCAACAUCAUUCUAAGUCGCAGGACUUCGGGAGUAGUUGAAAUCGAGGUCAAACCCCUUCGAAAAACCGAGAGGAGUAAAUCGUAUUACCUGUGCAUCGCCACCUCGACACCUGCCCAUCACGCCGCCGGCCUGCACGACCCAUGGACCGAAAACACCUGGAUUUACCACGACGGAGAUGACACGAAAGUGAUAGUUGUGGAGGAGAAGAGGUUUCUGCUCCCCUUCUGGCUUCAAGUCAUCUUUAUUUCCAUGUUGCUGUGUCUGUCAGGCAUGUUCAGCGGGUUGAACUUGGGACUGAUGGCACUGGACCCAAUGGAGCUCCAAAUAGUUCAGAAUUGUGGCACAGAGAUGGAGAAGAAUUAUGCCAAAAAGAUAGAGCCAGUUAGGAGCCAAGGGAAUUACCUGCUUUGCUCACUUCUCCUAGGCAACGUGCUCGUCAAUACAACUCUAACUAUCUUAUUUGAUGAUAUUGCAGGUUCUGGGCUGAUAGCUGUGGUGAUGUCAACUAUUGGAAUUGUCAUCUUUGGAGAGAUUGUCCCUCAAGCCAUAUGCUCAAGACAUGGCCUUGCCGUUGGAGCCAACACCAUUUUCCUCACCAAGUUUUUCAUGCUGCUCACCUUCCCUGCUUCAUACCCAGUGAGCAAACUUCUAGAUUACCUUUUGGGCCAAGAGAUAGGCACUGUGUACAACCGAGAGAAGCUUUUGGAGAUGCUCAGAGUCACGGAUCCGUACAAUGAUCUGGUCAAAGAGGAGUUGAACAUCAUUCAGGGCGCCUUGGAACUGCGGACUAAGACUGUGGAGGACGUGAUGACCCCGCUAAGAGAUUGUUUUAUGAUUCCAGGUGAUGCUAUCCUCGACUUCAACACCAUGUCUGAAAUUAUGGAGAGCGGCUACACGCGCAUCCCCGUGUUCGAGGGUGAGAGGUCCAACAUUGUGGAUCUAUUGUUCGUGAAGGACCUGGCGUUUGUCGACCCAGAUGAUUCUACGCCGCUGAAAACCAUCACUAAGUUUUACAGCCAUCAGCUGCAUUUUGUGUUCAAUGACACCAGGCUGGAUGCCAUGCUGGAGGAGUUCAAGAAAGGUAAAUCCCACCUGGCCAUAGUUCAGAGGGUGAACAACGAGGGUGAGGGGGACCCCUUCUACGAGGUCCUGGGCAUCGUCACCCUGGAGGACAUAAUCGAGGAAAUCAUCAAGUCAGAGAUCCUGGACGAGACAGACUUGUACACUGACAACAAAACGAAGAAGAAAAUCACCCAUCGUGAGCGGAAGCAGGAUUUCUCAGCCUUCAAGCCCAACGACAGUGAAAUGAAGGUUAAAAUAUCACCUCAGCUUCUGCUGGCAACCCUGCGUUACCUAGCAACAGGCAAGUAGGUGGAGUCGUUUGGGCCGGUGCAGAUGUCAGAGAAGAUCCUGCUGCGUCUGCUAAAACACCCCAACGUGAUCCAGGAGCUGAAGUACGACGAGAAGAACAAGAGAGCACCGGAGCACUACCUCUUCCACAGGAACAAGCCUGUGGACUACUUCAUACUCAUCCUGCAGGGGAAGGUGGAGGUGGAGGCAGGGAAGGAAGGGAUGAAGUUUGAAGCAGGAGCGUUCUCCUCCUAUGGGAUGAUGGCUCUCACCACCUCUCCAGUCCCUCUCUCCCUGUCUCGUACCUUCGUUGUCAGUAGGGCUGAGUCCCUAGCAGGAUCUCCAGAGAACAAGUCCCCCCCGCGGCCGUUUGGCCUGAACCACUCAGACUCCCUGAACCGGAGUGACCGCAUCGAUGCCAUCACACCCACGCUGGGGAGCAGUAACAACCAGCUGAACGCCUUCCUACAGAUAUACAUGCCAGACUACUCUGUCAGUGCUGUGUCUGACCUGCAGUACAUCAAGGUGACCCGUCAGCAGUACCAGAACGCCCUGAUGGCGUCGCGCAUGGAUAAGACGCCCCAGUCGAUGGACAGCGAGUUCACCAAGAUCGAAUUGACUCUGACCACUGAGCUCCACGAUGGUGGAGGGGGAGGCAUCCUGGAGACGCCAGCUAUGGCCCACCACGAGACAGCCAGCCUGCUCAACCUCAACACACAGCCCCAGAACUGUCUGGCCCACAGGGUCAACCACACUGCGCACAAUGAGGGACCCAUCUAGCCCACACUGGGGUGGUGGGGACAGAGGGAGAGGAGGGAGGAGGGGUCUGGGGAGAGGGUGAGAGGAGUGAGGAGGGAUGGUGAUAGUACCCUCUGGGCCAGGGCCUGGGCCUAAUCCUCCAACAUCCAAGGACCUCUAACCCCUACCCAUCACCCCCUUAUGGCUGGAAGACCCUGGAGGAUUUGAGGGGAAGGAGCUCUAACCCCUACCCACCACCCCCUUAUGGCUGGAAGACCCUGGAGGAAUUGAGGGGAAGGAGCUCUAACCCCUACCCACCACCCCCUUAUGGCUGGAGAGGGUGAGAGGAGUGAGGAGGGAUGGUGAUAGUACCCUCUGGGCCAGGGCCUGGGCCUAAUCCUCCAACAUCCAAGGACCUCUAACCCCUACCCAUCACCCCCUUAUGGCUGGAAGACCCUGGAGGAUUUGAGGGGAAGGAGCUCUAACCCCUACCCACCACCCCCUUAUGGCUGGAAGACCCUGGAGGAAUUGAGGGGAAGGAGCUCUAACCCCUACCCACCACCCCCUUAUGGCUGGAGAGGGUGAGAGGAGUGAGGAGGGAUGGUGAUAGUACCCUCUGGGCCAGGGCCUGGGCCUAAUCCUCCAACAUCCAAGGACCUCUAACCCCUACCCAUCACCCCCUUAUGGCUGGAAGACCCUGGAGGAUUUGAGGGGAAGGAGCUCUAACCCCUACCCACCACCCCCUUAUGGCUGGAAGACCCUGGAGGAAUUGAGGGGAAGGAGCUCUAACCCCUACCCACCACCCCCUUAUGGCUGGAGAGGGUGAGAGGAGUGAGGAGGGAUGGUGAUAGUACCCUCUGGGCCAGGGCCUGGGCCUAAUCCUCCAACAUCCAAGGACCUCUAACCCCUACCCAUCACCCCCUUAUGGCUGGAAGACCCUGGAGGAUUUGAGGGGAAGGAGCUCUAACCCCUACCCACCACCCCCUUAUGGCUGGAAGACCCUGGAGGAAUUGAGGGGAAGGAGCUCUAACCCCUACCCACCACCCCCUUAUGGCUGGAGAGGGUGGGAGGAGUGAGGAGGGAUGGUGAUAGUACCCUCUGGGCCAGGGCCUGGGCCUAAUCCUCCAACAUCCAAGGACCUCUAACCCCUACCCAUCACCCCCUUAUGGCUGGAAGACCCUGGAGGAUUUGAGGGGAAGGAGCUCUAACCCCUACCCACCACCCCCUUAUGGCUGGAAGACCCUGGAGGAAUUGAGGGGAAGGAGCUCUAACCCCUACCCACCACCCCCUUAUGGCUGGAAGACCCUGGAGGAAUUGAGGGGAAGGACCUCUAACCCCUACCCACCACCCCCUUAUGGAUUGAAGACCCUGGAGGAUUUGAGGGGAGGGACCUCUAACCCCUACCCACCACCCACUUGUGGAUUGAAGACCCUGGAGGAUUUGAGGGGAGGGACCUCUAACCCUUACCCACCACCCACUUGUGGAUUGAAGACCCUGGAGGAGUCGAGGGUAAGGGGGCUACGGAGAUGUGUAUACUGAGCCCCAGCCUGAACCUCUACUCUCUACCCUCCACCACCCCUGGCCGAUUCCACAGCCUGGAACAGAAUACCCUUUGGGGUAGUGGGGAAGAGGGCUAAAGGGAUAGCACUCUGGGCCCUCAACCACAUCACACACCUCUAGAAGACCCUGUUAGCGUGGGCUUAGACCGUCCUCAGCCAAACCAUCCGCUUAAAUACACAGGAACCUGGUAUUCCAGUAGCUCGGAAAGAUGGACAACAGUGUGCAUGCCCCCCCAUUCCCCUGACCACACACAAACACUUACACAUAAGUAUACACACUUUCCAGUCUGUUCUUGUUCAGGGAUUGGCAGUGGACUGUAGUAUUACUAGUACUACUACAACGAAGGACUUAAACGCACGCAGACAAAUAUGGUUAGUCAAAGACUGUACCAAAUACCGCUUUGAAGGAAACCAUGGAACCAAGAAUGUUUUUGUGCAUUUAUUUAUUAUAUAUAUACAGUGGGGAGAACAAGAAUUUGAUACACUGCCGAUUUUGCAGGUUUUCCCACUUACAAA
Molecule: messenger RNA, 4761 nt
Organism: Oncorhynchus tshawytscha (Chinook salmon)
Lineage: Eukaryota; Metazoa; Chordata; Actinopteri; Salmoniformes; Salmonidae
Product: metal transporter CNNM2
Exons: 8
Biological process (GO): transport; magnesium ion homeostasis
Cellular component (GO): plasma membrane
Molecular function (GO): magnesium ion transmembrane transporter activity
Source: RefSeq, a predicted model, not a curated record